Microtus oregoni (creeping vole) is the source of this 3731-nucleotide messenger RNA. It is a transcript of the gene Znf331, whose product is annotated as zinc finger protein 331. Gene Ontology annotation, cellular component: nucleus. The coding region runs from base 1 to 1464 and encodes 487 amino acids. Gene Ontology annotation, biological process: regulation of transcription by RNA polymerase II. The record is from RefSeq and is a predicted model, not a curated record. Gene Ontology annotation, molecular function: DNA-binding transcription factor activity, RNA polymerase II-specific; RNA polymerase II transcription regulatory region sequence-specific DNA binding. The transcript is spliced from 3 exons. NCBI's taxonomy places the organism in Eukaryota, Metazoa, Chordata, Mammalia, Rodentia, Cricetidae.
AUGGAGUCUCUCCUGCCACCUCAUCAGGUGUAUGUGGGUUUCUGUUUUCAGAAUUUGGUGACCUUCUCUGAUGUGGCUAUAGGCUUCACUCAGGAGGAGUGGGCUUGUCUGGACCCUGUGCAGAGGAAGCUGUACUGGGAUGUGAUGCUGGAAAACUACAGUAACCUGGUCUCCAUAGAUACACAAUCAUCCUAUAGAACCAACCAUUUAACUAGUCGAAGAAGCAUUGAUGGAUUGAGCUUUUACAAAAGUAAUCCAAGUAACAGAAGUCUAUCUCCCCACCCUUAUGGGAUUGGUGAAGGUAAAUAUGAACAACUGCGGGGCUCUGGAGAGGGAAAUGUCAAUAAUGUAACAGACAGUACUAGAAAAGCACCCACUGAGAGAGAUAGCACACCAACACCAUAUGUGAGGCCUCAAACGGAGAGGUCCUUCUUAUGUCAGGGCUGUUGGAAAGCCUUCAGUCAUGGGUAUCUGCUUAGUCAGCAUCAAAUUCACACUGGCGAGAAGCCCUGUGAGUGCAAGAAAGCCUUCCUCUGCUGCAAUCCACUUGCUCAGCACCAGAAAACUCACACCGGGGAGAAGCCUUAUGAUUGUAACAGCUUCGGAAAGGCCUCUUGCUGGGGUUCGAGCCUUGUUGUUCAUAGAAUUCACAGUGGGGAGAAACCAUACUUACUUAAACACUGUGGGGAAACCUUUAGGUGUGGCGACAAACUCACUCGGCAUCAGCAGUUUCAUACUGGGGAGAAACGCUAUGAGUGUAAAGGCUGUGGGGAGACUUUCAGGCACCUCUAUAAAUUUAUGCAGCACAAGAGAAUUCUCUGUAGGGAUAAGCCCUAUGAAUGGAAGGACUGUGGGAAGGCCUUUAUUUGUGAUUCCAGCCUCAUUCAGCCUGAGAGAAUCCACACAGGUGAGAAACCCUUUGAAUGCCAAGAGUGUGGGAAGUCCUUCACUAGAGUCAAUUUCCUCACUCGGCACCAGAAGCUUCACACUAGCGAGAAACCACAUGAGUGUAAGGAAUGUAGGAGAGCCUUUCACUGGCUUUCAAGCCUUGUUAACCAUGAAAGAAUUCAUUCAGGUGAGAAACUCUAUAAAUGUACAGAAUGUGGGAAGGCCUUUAUGUAUGAAUCAGGCCUUCUUAAACAUGAGCGAAUUCACACUGGUGAAACCCCUUAUAAAUGUAAGGAAUGUGGGAAGAACUUUGUAUAUCGAUCGAGCCUUCUUAAACAUGAGCAAAUUCACACUGGUGAAACCCCUUAUAAAUGUAAGGAAUGUGGGAAGAACUUUAUAUAUCGAUCAAGACUUCUUAAACAUGAGCGAAUUCACACUGGUGAAACCCCUUAUAAAUGUAAGGAAUGUGGGAAGAACUUUGUAUAUGGAUCAGGCCUUCUUAAACAUGAGAGAAUUCACACCGGAGAGAAAGCCCACGAACGUAAGGAAUGUGUGCAGUCAUGCCCAUCAGCUUAGACAGCACGAGAAAACUCACAAGGCAAAACCGUGUUAGGAGUGUGGAAAGAUUCACAGUAAUAUAAAGAGAACAUUAGAAGACUCAUGCACAUUGAGAACAUUGGCUACAAAGAGCACACCAAGGCCUCUACCUUACAUUCAUUCUUUCCUUGGUGAUUAAUCUAUCUUAAGAAAGCCUACCAUGGGCAUUUGCCUGCUUGAUAUCAGAAGGCAUACUAGAAGUAAAUUGGGGGAGUGUAAAAGUCACUUUUCUUAGUGAUUAUGUCCUUCUGUAUUAGUGUUCUUAUUGGAUGAGUCGGUCUUUCCUUAGCAAUCACUUCCUUUCCUCUUGGUGUUCUUACUGGAUAAGUUUGUUGCGUAAAUUCGUAGAUGCGCAAAACCAUUCCACCUUUCAUUGCAUUUAGGUUCACUGGAGGGGAGCAACCCUUCUCAUGUGACACUUGUGGCAAAGCCUUUAGUCUUGGCAUAUGCCAUACCAGCUAGCAUCACCAUUCCAGCUCUUUGCUCUCUGUGAGACACUCACAAGCUGCUCCUCACCCCCGACAAAUCCAUCUUACACUGCAGGAGAUCAGUUCAAAAUGCACUUAAGACACCUUAUCAACCAAACACCACAGCUUAACCCAGCUUGCCUCCAGUGUGCUCAGAGCAUGCCUUUACCCAACACUGGGCAAAUCAUCUAACACAAAGUCUAUUCACGAAUAAAAUACAGAGGCUCACACAAUUUCUUGACUAAUGGUCAGGCAUGUGCUAGCCUCAAGAGACUGAGAUAGGAAGAUUGAGAGUUCAAGGCUAGCCUGAGCAACAUACCAGAUUUCAGACUAGUCUACAUAGCAUCACCACGCCUCAAAAAGUUUUUUUGAAUAUUGUGUUAAAAGUGAAAAUCAGUGGUGAUUUUCACACCAUCUUGAAGUUGAUGCUUUCACACCAUCGUGACGUUGAAAGAUCUGCGGUUAUAUUAGGUACACUUUCACACCAUCUUGAAGUUGAAAAAUCAGUUCUUGUGGUUCAGUUCACUUCUACAGAGUUGAAAAUUGAGUAGUUAUAUUGAACAUGUUUUCACACCAUUCUAGAGCUGAAAAAUCAAGUGGUGGUUUGGAGGUUUUCACACUGUCAUAAAAUGGAAAAAGCAGUUAUGCUCAGUAUAUGUCUGUGCUACUGUACUGCUGAAAAACCUGGUCAUAUUGAGAGUACUUUCACAGAAUUGACAGCAUCAGUGAUUAGACUGGGCAUACUUUUGUAAAACUGAAAAAUCAGUAGUUAUAUUGAACAUGCUUUCACACUGUCACAAAGCUGAAAAAUCCAUAGUUGUGUGGACACACUUUCGCAAUGUUGUGAUUUGAAAAGGCUAUAAGCCAGGCAGUGGUGGCUUAUGCCUUUAAUCCCAGCACUGGGGAGGCAGAGGCAGGCAGGUCUCUGUGAGUUCAAGACCAGCCUGGGCUACAAGAGCUAGGUCCAGGACAAGCUCCAAAAGCUACAGAGAAACCCUGUCUCAAAAAACAAAGACAAAAACCAAAAAAACAAGGCUAUGGUUGUCUGGAUUGCUUUUGUGCCAUCAAAAAGUUGAAAACCUCCGUAUAGCAAGACUGCCUGUGUUUGUAAAAUGUCUGUUCUGUGCACGUCUUUCCCAUAAAGAUAAUCCCACUAUGGAAACUAAAUGUAAACUCCUUAAGACUGUCUUAGGAGACUGUCAGCUCUAUAAAUACUGCCUACCACUGUUCUUGUGGUCAUCACCAUUAGUAUUGUCAUCACGAGCCAUUCCAGGUAGACCCCUGUGGGUUCCCUUGGAAUGCGACCGAGAUGGCAUUAGGAUGACUGUUUCCAUCUUGGAUUAAGCAGUGAUUUCUUAGUGCAUGGACCACACUGAAGGGAAAAGAUCAUUAGACUUUGUCAGACUAGAAGCUGCUGAUGAAGAAAAAAAGAAAGGUGAGGAACAGAGUGAGGUGUGCACCAAUCUGCAGACUGCCCGAGGCAUCAGGAAUCCCACAGUCAACAGAGACUCAAGAGGCGACACAUGUCAGAGAUCACCAGGUGGCCAAUAAGUUGAUGGAAAUGUGUCCCACCUCAUUCCUCAGCAAGGAAACGCAAAGGAAAACCACUAUGGCAUGUCAGGAGAGUCACAGGAAUUCCUAACAUUAAAAUGAGGAAGUAGAUCAAAAAUCUCACCACACAAGUGAGGUGAUGGAUGUUUCUUCAGUUCAGUCAUUCCCCAUUGUAUAUAUGUAUUAAAACAUCACAGUGUUCUCUACAAAGAUAAUAUACAAUGUAAA